AUGGACGCAAAACCUGUCGCUCCAGAAGAGAUCAAGGAAGGCGAUGUAGAGGUCAAGGCAACGGAUAGCAAUGCUGCUGCAGCUGGGGCCCCAAAGCCGGCCGCAACAACCGAAGACGUGCCUGAUCCGGAUGAGGAUGACCUAGACGACUUGGAUGACAUGCUAGAUGAAUUUUCAACCGUCAAACUUGAGGAUGGGGCCAACAAGCCUACUGAGUCUAGCAGUGCCGGCCCUUCAACUUCAACACCCAAGCAGGGUGAUGCGGCUCCUAAGGAAUCCCCAGCUGCUGAAGAAGAGCCAUUCUCAGAAGAAGAUUUCGCCAAACAGCUUCAAGCUGGCAUGGCUGACCUGCUAGGUGAACUGGAGCAAUCGCCGGAAAUGCAGCAGCAGUUUGAGGAUAUGUUCAAGCAAAUGGCUGCUGCUUCAGGGGAUGCAGCGCCAGGAACAGGGGCAGCGGGCUCCUCUUCUGCCAAGGCCGGAGCCCCAGGCACUGCCUCUGAAGCACCCUUCCAAGAGACAAUCCGCCGGACCAUGGAACGAAUGCAGGCAUCUGGGGACCAGGCUACAGCCGCCGCAGCUACUAGUAGCGGUGACGAUUUCAUGUCUGAGCUGCUGAAGCAAAUGUCCUCUGGAGACCUCAACGGCGAAGGCAGUGAGGAAGAAUUCUCCAAGAUGCUCAUGGGCAUGAUGGAGCAACUGACCAACAAGGACAUUUUGUUCGAACCCAUGAAGGAGCUCGACGACAAAUUUCCAGAGUGGUUCGAGAAGAAUAAGUCCUCGACCCCAGCAGAAGAUCUCAAGCGAUAUGAAGAGCAAAGGGUUCUUGUUCGAGAGAUUGUAGCCAAAUUUGAGGAGAGCAGCUACUCCGACAGCAACGCCUCCGACCGUGAGUAUAUUGUCGAUAGAAUGCAGAAGAUGCAAGCCGCUGGCUCACCGCCGUCAGACUUGGUAGGAGACAUGGCAUCAGCACAAGAAGCAUUCGGAGGAGCAGAUGAUCAAUGCAAUCCACAAUAG
This is a messenger RNA of Metarhizium brunneum ARSEF 3297, 1014 nucleotides long. RefSeq names its product Peroxisomal biogenesis factor 19 (gene Pex19). Gene Ontology annotation, cellular component: peroxisome; peroxisomal membrane. NCBI's taxonomy places the organism in Eukaryota, Fungi, Ascomycota, Sordariomycetes, Hypocreales, Clavicipitaceae. Gene Ontology annotation, biological process: protein import into peroxisome membrane. The record is from RefSeq and is a predicted model, not a curated record.